Linum tenue is the source of this 1603-nucleotide messenger RNA. The record is from the annotation of a GenBank genome assembly. Lineage: Eukaryota; Viridiplantae; Streptophyta; Magnoliopsida; Malpighiales; Linaceae.
AAAAAAAAAAAACAAAAAGGUUAGCACGAGAAGCAAGCCAGCAAUAAUCUAACUGCCCAGAAAUUAAAAUAAAAUAAAAAAGAGAAAUAUAGGAAGAAAAUAAUGGGGCGCGGUUAGCCUUCCCAAUUUGUUGCCCCCAUUUCCAUUUCCCGAGAAUCGCCGCCCUCCUCCCCCCACUAUUUAGUCACCUUCUCUUCUUCCUUUCCUGCUCUCCCUCAGACCCUCACCCAAAAUUCCCCCGCCCCGCCCCGUCUCCGCUCCCCUCUCUUUCCUCCACAGCCUCAGCCGGCAGAGAUGGUGGCCGACAGCAAGGCUAAGUCCGAUAUCUCCUUCGCCGGCACUUUCGCCAGCAGUGCCUUUGCUGCUUGCUUUGCCGAGAUUUGUACAAUCCCCUUGGACACAGCUAAAGUCAGGCUUCAGCUCCAGAAGUCAGCUAUUAGUGGAGAUGUAUUGACUGCGCCCAAAUAUAAUGGCAUGUUGGGCACUGUUGCUACCAUUGCUAAGGAAGAAGGCGCGGCAUCGCUUUGGAGAGGCAUUAUACCUGGACUCCACCGCCAGUGUCUGUUUGGUGGCUUAAGGAUUGGUUUAUAUGAGCCUGUGAGGGACUUCUAUGUCGGACCGAACUUUGUCGGAGAUGUUCCUUUGUCAAAGAAAAUUCUGGCUGCACUUACAACUGGUGCUGUGGGAAUUGCAAUUGCUAAUCCGACUGAUCUUGUGAAAGUUCGGCUCCAAUCUGAGGGAAAAUUACCACCUGGUGUGCCAAGACGCUAUUCUGGAGCUCUAAGUGCUUAUUCUACCAUAGCCAGACAGGAAGGAUUUGCUGCCCUUUGGACUGGUGUUGGGCCAAACAUUGCACGGAAUGCUAUUAUAAACGCUGCUGAACUAGCCAGUUAUGAUCAAGUGAAGGAGACAAUAUUGAAAAUUCCUGGAUUUAAAGACAACGCUGUCACUCAUCUGUUUGCUGGUCUGGGAGCAGGUUUCUUCGCUGUCUGUAUUGGUUCUCCAGUUGACGUGGUUAAGUCCAGAAUGAUGGGGGAUCCAACUUACAAAAGCACAAUUGAUUGUUUCGUCAAGACAUUGAAGAAUGAUGGGCCUCUUGCUUUCUACAAAGGGUUCAUCCCAAAUUUCGGCCGUCUAGGAUCUUGGAAUGUGAUCAUGUUCCUGACUUUAGAACAGGCUAAGAAGUUUGUGAGGAGUCUGGAAUCACCAUCAGCUUGAGCUGGGGUGAGCACCGCGGCUUCUGGACGGGUGGGGAUGGAAGAUUUUGCAGUGAGGCGGAGGAGGAAUAAGUAGUCAUUUCGUUGGUCUUUGAAGAUUAGACCUUUAGCUAGUCGAGUGGGGAGGUUUAGUUAACCCGAGAAAGCUUUAGAAUAAAUGAAUCUGAUCCUUCUGCCAUUGACCUUUUGGGAAGUGUUUUUAUGGGAUUGUACUUGGUUGUUUUUUGCCCCAAAUUGGGGAUUUUGUGUUUAAACGGAUUCCUCCUGAAUAAAACCCGCAGAUGUUAGAUCUUUGGCAAACUAGUGAAAGGAAAUAUGAAUGUCGUUAUAGCCCUAAUUUCUUCGAGCCUGCCUCUCACUAUUUUCUAGCCUUAAAUUUUCAUCUU